AUGAGAAACAGGGCUAGUAACACCUUGUCGAAAGGCAAAAUCCGUCAAUCAUGGAGCAAAUACAACCUGUAUAACAUGCAACGGUUCCGCAGCCCGCCCACCACUCACCGCACAUUCUUCCAACAGAAAUGGUCUGCAAAGGCUGUCUCCCGUGCUUACCACGGUGAGCAGGUCCGCGAGGGCCAAUGGAAGCGCAUGUUCUCCCACCGCAUCAACAGCGUCAUCCCCAUGAAUACCGCCGACUUGGCCGCCGAUGAUGGAUCCCUCAUGUCAGCCGGUCGGGGCUCUGGAUUCAACAAUGGAGAAAAACCUGCUCAGAAGACCCGUCCGACACCCUAUACAUCGAUGGCCUUCGCGCCCCUGGAACGCCGAUUGGACGUGGCCAUCUUCCGUGCUUUGUUCGCCAGCAGUGCCAGACAGGCUAGGCAGUUUGUCAUCCACGGAGCGGUUACUGUGAAUGGACAGAAGAUGAGACACCCCAGCUACCUCCUCAACCCCGGAGAUCUCUUCCAGGUCGAGCCGGACCGUGUUAUGUUCGCUACCGGUACUCCGAAGACUAAGUUAGAACGUCGUGAGGGCCGGUUGGCUCAGCGCAAACAGCCCGAGGAGGCUGAAGAGGAAGCCACCGAGGCCGAUGAAGUCGAGGAGGCAGAGUCAAAAGACACCCCGAAAGAAGACACGAAGAAGACACUUAAGACCCUACUUUCCCAAGCCAAGACCAUCAUGUCCACCGACAAGACAACACUUCCCGCAAAGCGCAAGCAAGAGUUGCGCGGCUUCCAAAAGGCCGUCCGCCGUGUCCUAUCCCGAUCCGAAUCCAGCACCGUCCUCACCGACAAUCUGGAAGCACAAUUCUCCCAGCUAACGCUUCUCCUCAACGCCAAGCGCAGCGAAAAGAAGCCGGACGAGGAUAUCAAGAAGGACGAGGAAUCCAAGCCUGAGAAAUCCGAAAAACCCGCUGUUGCAGACACCACCGCUAGCGACAAGCUCUCCGAAGCCUUCGAGCAAGCAACACUUGGCAAUGACGUCGACGCUUCAGAGCUCGACGACGAAGAAUUCGACAUUCUCAGACGCGCUCUCACCCAAAUGCGCGAUAACCCAAUCGACAACACCAAGCCCUACGCUACCCCCUGGCGCCCACGCGAUUACAUGUCUGCUUUCGCAUUCAUUCCCCGCUACCUCGAGGUCAACCAAAACAUCUGUGCUGCUGUGUACCUGCGUCACCCUGUAGCACGCCCUGGCUCUGCUGAGGUACCUACUCCCUUCGGCGAGUCGAUUGCCACCCCGGCUUAUGGCUGGUACUUGAAGAGACGUUGGUAG
Penicillium soppii is the source of this 1320-nucleotide messenger RNA. RefSeq names its product mitochondrial 37S ribosomal protein uS4m. Gene Ontology annotation, cellular component: mitochondrial small ribosomal subunit. Gene Ontology annotation, biological process: positive regulation of translational fidelity. The transcript has 3 exons. Bases 1 to 1320 code for a protein of 439 amino acids. The record is from RefSeq and is a predicted model, not a curated record. Gene Ontology annotation, molecular function: rRNA binding; structural constituent of ribosome. NCBI's taxonomy places the organism in Eukaryota, Fungi, Ascomycota, Eurotiomycetes, Eurotiales, Aspergillaceae.